GCCCCCGCCGCCCCAGCUCCAGAACCUCAACAACAACAACUUGGAGAGCGCCAACUGGCAGUCCUUCCAUCCCACCCUGCGGGAGAGGAACGCGCUGAUGUUCAAUAACGAACUCAUGGCUGACGUUCACUUCAUCGUGGGCCCGCCAGGGGCAUCCAAGAAAGUUCCUGCCCAUAAGUAUGUUUUGGCAGUUGGUAGCUCUGUCUUCUAUGCUAUGUUUUAUGGUGAUCUCGCAGAGGUCAAAUCUGAAAUCCAUAUACCAGAUGUGGAACCUGCAGCCUUUCUAAUCCUAUUAAAAUAUAUGUAUAGUGAUGAAAUAGACCUGGAAGCUGACACAGUGCUGGCUACACUGUAUGCUGCCAAGAAGUACAUCGUGCCGGCCCUAGCAAAGGCUUGCGUCAAUUUUCUGGAGACCAGUUUAGAAGCGAAGAAUGCUUGUGUCCUGCUGUCUCAGAGCAGGCUCUUUGAGGAGCCAGAGCUGACGCAGCGCUGCUGGGAAGUGAUUGAUGCUCAGGCAGAAAUGGCACUGAAGUCAGAGGGCUUCUGUGAGAUAGACCAACAAACACUAGAGAUCAUUGUAACCCGGGAGGCACUCAACACCAAGGAAGUGGUAGUUUUCGAGGCCGUUCUCAACUGGGCAGAGGCUGAAUGCAAAAGGCAAGGGCUGCCGGUUACGCCGCGCAACAAGAGGAAUGUAUUGGGAAAAGCUUUGUACUUGGUGCGGAUUCCUACCAUGACUUUGGAAGAGUUUGCCAAUGGAGCUGCCCAGUCCGACAUCCUCACCCUCGAGGAAACUCACAACAUAUUCCUUUGGUAUACAGCUGCAAAUAAACCCAAACUAGAGUUUCCACUGACAAAAAGAAAAGGACUUGUGCCUCAGCGCUGCCAUCGGUUUCAGUCAUCUGCCUAUCGCAGCAACCAGUGGAGGUACCGCGGGCGAUGUGACAGUAUUCAGUUUGCCGUAGACAAACGGAUAUUUAUCGCGGGACUGGGACUGUACGGGUCAAGCUGUGGCAAAGCUGAAUACUCUGUCAAAAUCGAACUGAAGCGCUUAGGAGUUGUCCUUGCUCAAAACCUGACUAAGUUUACCUCCGACGGCUCGAGUAACACUUUCUCGGUGUGGUUUGAGCACCCCGUGCAGGUUGAGCAAGACACGUUUUACAAUGUAAGUGCUAUUCUUGAUGGUAACGAACUCAGUUACUUUGGGCAAGAGGGAAUGACUGAAGUGCAGUGCGGGAAAGUGACGUUCCAGUUCCAGUGCUCCUCGGACAGUACUAAUGGAACCGGAGUACAAGGAGGACAAAUACCUGAGCUUAUUUUCUAUGCAUGAUGCAUUUUCACCUUGAUUGUAUUCCAAUACUGCAAUGAUUCACAUUAAGGGAUUUUUCAGUUUUACUACGAACUCUGCAGCAGUAUGGAAUGUUACGCUACUUACCUAUCUGCUACAUCAGGCUAUACAAAUAAGUGAAGGAAUGCUCUUAAUCUUAUUUUAUUUAUUCAUAAGCUAUUUGACUUAAUUAUUAAGACUGCAAAAAGCAGGAAAAUGUUAAAUUUUGCACGUACUGUGCAUUUAUUUUGUAUAUAGAUAACUAACUUGCAGACUGCAGCUGACUUAAACAGAAUGUUCUAAACUAGAGCAGUUUAUGAAUCUGUGAAAUAUAAAACAUUUUUACUUGCCCUAAA
Messenger RNA from Apaloderma vittatum (bar-tailed trogon), 1683 nucleotides. It is a transcript of the gene BTBD6, whose product is annotated as BTB (POZ) domain containing 6. Bases 98 to 1330 code for a protein of 410 amino acids. The record is from RefSeq and is a predicted model, not a curated record. Gene Ontology annotation, biological process: neurogenesis. Gene Ontology annotation, cellular component: cytosol. Lineage: Eukaryota; Metazoa; Chordata; Aves; Trogoniformes; Trogonidae. The transcript is spliced from 4 exons. Gene Ontology annotation, molecular function: protein binding.